AUGACCUAUCCACACCCGCAGAACCGGCAAGGAUCUUUACGCAGAUUGCCAUCGGCAAAGGAGGUAGCUUCGUCAGGGAGUUUUGUCAGUCCGUUGACCAGGCUAGAAGCUGAGGGGAGAAGUGCUAGGAGUAGGGCAAACUCAGCAUCAGCAUCUAACAAUCCCACAUUCACCUCAGGCUUUGGUACAUCAUCAUAUCCCAUGUCCAACUCUUACCAAUCCAAUCCACCUCAACAACCUGCACCACCCGUACCGACUUUAGAGUUUGGUAAUCUAUUUCGGGAUUCGCGAUACUCUGUUAAUUCACUUAGCUCAGUAGGAUCUCGAUUAUCUACAAGCUCGUUUGACAGCUAUGGGACAAUUUCUGAAAAUGGAUCUGAUCACGAUGAUGGGUAUGAAUCACCUUCUACACCGAAAGCAUCCACCUCUAAACAAGGCCAACAAUCUUACUUUGAAGGCCAACAGCAGCAACGGCAGCAGCAGAGUAGAUCUCCAUCACCGUCAAAAUACCAAACAGGAGAAGAAGACGGCUUACAGAUGAGAGAUUUCAGUAAUAACAGACAUAGGAUUCCUUCUUCAGAUAGUAAUUCAACUUUAAACGCUUCUACUUCUAAUUCGUCCCAUACAACCGAAGCUAGUGGAUCAUUAACGCCUAAAAGGAGUUUCUCGGUAACUUCCAGACGUGUAACAUCACAUCACCAACCCCUCCCUCCUGACCCACCUGUCACAGCUUCUUACCUACCUCAGCAACAACAGUCAUUCAAUCUUGGACCUAUACCUCAGCGAAAUCGAGGCAACAGGGAUCGAUCAGGCUCAGAUGCUUACACAAAGGAAAUACAGGGUAUACAUAAGCCCGAAGAGACGGAGGUGAACGCAGAUUGGGCGAGUGUCCAUGGUGAACAGGGGAGUGAUUGGGGAGACGACGAGAGUCAAUUCGAAUGGCUAGAUACGGAAGGUGCACCAGAAGCUGUUAACGGACUAGAAAAUCAGAAAGGUAGUGGAGGAAGUCCUUCAAAAAGAUUAUCAAGAUUUAAAGCUGCUGUUACAGGUGUUGGUGUUGGAUCUGAUGGACAAAAGAAAUUGAAGAAACCUCUAAUCAUACAUCGAAGAGCUCCUCCCCCACCGCCUAAUACGGCACCUGCACCUGCACCUACUGUUACGCUAUCUGAACCAACUUCGCCUAUACGGAAAUAUACCUAUAUACCAAAUACAGCUAUAGCUACGAUCUCACAUCCUACUACAGUGACGCCGACCACCAAUCCCAAAGCCUUUCAUUCUCAUGGUGAGAUGCAGAUACCAAAGAGAGCGGGAACGAUCCGAUCCGCAUCGUCAAAUUCAGACAGAUUACCGGUGGUUAGAAAUAGAAUGAUAAGUGAUGAGCAUCAUCAACACCAACAUCAACAUCAUCAUGGGACACAUUCGAAUCCAGAUAUAUUCCAUCCACCUCAACCGCCAUUCAGUGAACAUGGACACGGGAAGAGACCCAGUCCAUUGAUGGUACCUAUGAAAAUGGAUGAUGGAUCGUCUUCACAAGCAGGAGCUGCAGGGGAUAACGCAUCUCGUCAAUCACAUAUGUCAUUCCAAUCUGUUGCAUAUUCAUUCUACGAUCUCGAUGGCGAUCAUUCACCAUCUACUACGCCUAAACCGACUGGAUCGAACGAAGAUCUAGUUUUCCCCCACGGAAAAUACGUCAAGGUCUCUGCAUCGACUUUGGAAAGACAAAAGGAAAGAGAACGGACUAUAUCAGAAUCUACCGUUGGUAGUGGUGAUGGAGGCAAGACACCAGAAGAUUUCGUUCAUCUCGGUAUUGAAGCGAGGGGAAAGGGGGAUUUGGCGAAAUCCGCUUGGUAUUUUAUGCGAGCUGCUGAAGGGGGAUCUGCGAAGGGUAGGAUGUAUUGGGGUCUAGCACUCCGUCAUGGAUGGGGAGUAUCAAAAGAUGAUCGAAAAGCUUUCAUCGAACUGAAACAGGCUUGCGAAGAUACUCUGGCAGAAGGCGGAUUGGAUUUCCAUAAAUCCCCUGGACAUGUGAAAUUGACACCGCAGCAGAAGAAGUUGAUGCAGAAAGAACUUGCUCUUGGGAUGUUCGAAGUUGGAAAUUGUUUCUUGGAAGGUGUAGGAGUGAAGAAAUCGCCUGAAGUAGCUUUGGCUUAUCUCAAGUUCGCUGCUGGGAUGGGCGAUGUAGCUUCUCAGGAGCAACUUGGAUUCUUACUUUCCAAAGGAUCAAAUGGGGUGAAGAAAGAUAUGAAAGAAGCUGCUAGAUGGUAUAGAAUGGCUAUUGCAAAUGGUUCAAGUAAUACUUUUGGCUUAGCUUGGAUCUGGAAGGACAAGUAUAUGAAUUAG
This is a messenger RNA of Kwoniella botswanensis, 2340 nucleotides long. RefSeq lists its product as uncharacterized. NCBI's taxonomy places the organism in Eukaryota, Fungi, Basidiomycota, Tremellomycetes, Tremellales, Cryptococcaceae. The transcript has 7 exons. Gene Ontology annotation, biological process: negative regulation of G2/M transition of mitotic cell cycle. Gene Ontology annotation, molecular function: protein binding. Gene Ontology annotation, cellular component: cell division site. The coding region runs from base 1 to 2340 and encodes 779 amino acids. The record is from RefSeq and is a predicted model, not a curated record.